AUGAUUCCCACGACAGGACUGUCUGUCCGCCUUUCAAAGCGGGUUGCCGUCCCCGCAAUUCGCAACCAGAGGCAGUUCAGCUCCGCCCGAUCAACGCUGAGGGAAAUCCAGGAUGCCUAUAUCUUGAGUGCUUCCCGUACUCCUACCGCUAAGUUCAAUGGAUCAUUCGCCUCCGUCCCAGCUCCUGAACUAGGUGCCGUUGCAAUCAAAUCAGCUUUGAGCAAGUCAAAUAUUCCCAUUGAAAAGAUCAGUGAUGUGUAUAUGGGAAAUGUACUACAAGGAUCCGUUGGCCAAGCACCUGCUCGUCAGGCAUCGAUCUUCGCGGGUCUGCCCUCCACGGUGGAAGCUCUGACGGUGAACAAGGUCUGUGCAUCGGGGUUGAAGGCAGUGGCUCUUGCAGCUCAGAAUAUUCAGCUUGGUUUAGCCGAAGCACAAGUUGCAGGCGGCAUGGAGAAUAUGACCAGAGUGCCAUACUAUAUGCCACGUUCAAGUCAGUUGCCUCCAUUUGGUGAAAUCAAAUUGGAGGAUGGUCUGAUCAAGGAUGGCUUGUGGGAUGUGUAUAACCAGUUCCACAUGGGCAUCUGCGCAGAGCAAACAGCAAAGAAGUAUGAAGUCUCAAGAGAAGACCAAGAUCAGUAUGCCAUUCAGUCCUAUGAGCGAGCACAGCAGGCAUGGAAGGAGAACCUGUUUGCGGAAGAGAUUGCUCCUGUCACUGUCAAGAGCAAGAAAGGCGAUAUUGUUGUCGAGAGAGAUGAGGGCUUCGAAAACCUCCGCGCAGAUAAGCUUAAGACCCUGAAGCCUGCCUUCCUGCGUGAUGGCACGGGAACAGUUACUGCUGGAAACGCAUCUACCAUGAAUGACGGUGCAUCAGCUUUGGUUCUUGUUAAUAGGGAAUUGGCCCGCGAGUUUGGUGCUGGUGGACGUGCCCUGGCUCGCAUUGUAUCUACAGCUGAUGCAGCCAUUGACCCAGUCGACUUCCCUGUGGCCCCGGCCAAGGCUGUUCCGAUCGCUUUGGAACGUGCUGGUAUUACUAAGGACCAGGUCGCCGUGUGGGAGUUUAAUGAAGCCUUUGCUGCCGUGAUCAAAGCCAAUGAAAAGAUUCUUGGACUUGAGAAUGCCAGCGUCAACAUGCUGGGUGGCGCCAUUUCUCUGGGCCAUGCUCUGGGUAGCUCUGGAUCCCGUAUUCUGGUCACACUCCUCCACCAGUUACAGCCUGGUGAGUAUGGAGUGGCUGCUAUCUGUAACGGCGGUGGUGCAGCUUCUGCAAUGGUUGUGCAAAAGCUGGAUCGUGUGGAUUAA
Molecule: messenger RNA, 1299 nt
Organism: Penicillium malachiteum
Lineage: Eukaryota; Fungi; Ascomycota; Eurotiomycetes; Eurotiales; Aspergillaceae
Product: thiolase family protein
Exons: 3
Coding region: 1-1299 (432 amino acids)
Biological process (GO): fatty acid beta-oxidation
Molecular function (GO): acetyl-CoA C-acetyltransferase activity
Source: RefSeq, a predicted model, not a curated record